AUGUCAAAUGACGAAAAAUAUAAGAAUUUAAUUUUGCAGGUUAAAUCUUCAUUUGGUCAUUGGCUAUCAGACAAAGUCCUUGUUCCUUUCAAAAAUCUUCCACCAAAAACAUCAACAAAUGUUCGCAAUUCAUUAACAAAAGCAUUCCCUGCAGUCGAGCCAUAUUUGACAAAAUUAUCAGAAAGUGAAGUAUUUUCAAAAUGGGCUGCUGAUUUGGCUGGAGAAGAAGAAUUAAAAAAGAAGGAAAAGGAAGACGAAGAAAAGAAGGAUGGAGAAGGGAAAAAGAAGGAAGGAGUUAAGAGUGAAUUGUAGUGAGGAGAGAGUAUGAGAGAUAGAGAAAAGAGGAAACAGAGAAAAAGAGGGAGAGAAGCAAAGUACAAAAGGCGUAUACGUUUCAAAGCCUUAACUUGCUUCA
Meloidogyne enterolobii is the source of this 415-nucleotide messenger RNA. The record is from the annotation of a GenBank genome assembly. Lineage: Eukaryota; Metazoa; Nematoda; Chromadorea; Rhabditida; Meloidogynidae.